UUUUCGCCCUUAAACGCUCCUCUGUUUCCUGAUUUGUGGGGACUGAAGGGAAAAUGCCACAGAUCACAAUGUGUCUUUGUAGGAGAAGCGGGCAAGGCCUUCGUUUUUGUGUCUCCAUCUUCUUUAAGUCUUCACCUGAGGCUCCAAGCCCGCCCCCAUGGCAGGCAGGAAGGCAGGCAGGCAGGCACUGCCCUCAGCAAACUUUCCUCAGAGGGAAAGGAGGAGGAGGAGGAGGGAACUCCCAUGGCUGCCUGAGGCCCCUUGAAAGAGGGCAGUGAGGGCGAAACUGCAAUCUCCUUCAGCUUCUGAGGGGGGAAGGCCUUCUUCCCUGUGCCUCCCUCGCCUUCGCCAUGGCCCUGCCCGACCUCUACACUCAGUAUAAUAGAGUCUGGAUCCCUGAUAAUGAUGAAGUUUGGCAGUCGGCUGAAAUCACAGCAGAUUAUAAGACUGGAGACAACGUACUUCAUCUAGUGCUUGAAGAUGGAACGGAAUUGGAUUUUCCAGUGGAUCCCAAGGCGUUGCCUCCUUUGCGAAACCCUGACAUACUUGUUGGUGAAAAUGAUCUCACGGCGCUUAGUUAUCUCCAUGAGCCUGCUGUCCUACACAAUCUCAAAGUUCGCUUUGUGGAAUCCAGGCUGAUCUAUACCUACAGUGGAAUAAUUUUAGUUGCAAUGAAUCCCUACAAACAGCUGCCUAUAUAUGGAGAUGCCAUUAUUCAUGCAUAUAGUGGACAGAAUAUGGGAGAUAUGGAUCCGCAUAUAUUUGCUGUUGCAGAAGAAGCUUACAAGCAGAUGGCAAGGAACAACAAGAAUCAGUCUAUUAUAGUCAGUGGAGAAUCAGGAGCUGGGAAGACAGUUUCGGCUCGAUAUGCAAUGAGAUACUUUGCAACCGUCAGUAGGUCUACUAGCAAUGCGCAAGUGGAGGAUAAAGUGCUGGCAUCCAAUCCAAUAACAGAGGCUGUUGGUAAUGCCAAAACCACACGUAACGACAACAGCAGUCGCUUUGGAAAAUACAUGGAAAUUAGUUUUGAUAAGCGGUAUCAGAUCAUUGGCGCCAAUAUGAGAACUUACUUACUUGAGAAAUCCAGAGUUGUGUCUCAGUCAGAGAACGAAAGAAAUUACCACAUAUUUUAUCAGUUGUGCUCCUCCGCUCGGAGACCAGAAUUUAAACAUCUUAAACUGGCAAGUGCUGAAGAAUUUAAUUAUACAAAUAUGGGUGGAAACUCUGUGAUUGAAGGAGUGGAUGACAGAGCAAAUAUGAUAGAAACUCAGAGGACGUUCUGCCUUCUUGGUCUUAAGGAGGAUUUCCAGAUGGAUGUUUUCAAAAUACUGGCAGCUAUUCUUCAUUUAGGCAAUGUGGAAAUAAUUGCUGUUGGUGAUGAAAGAUCUUCUGUUAGCCAGGAUGAUAAACAUCUCAAAAUAUUUUGUGAGUUACUAGACUUAGAAAGUAACGAAAUGGCAAGGUGGUUGUGCCACAGAAAAAUCAUCACUUCCUCCGAGACCGUAGUAAAGCCAAUGACGAAACCCCAAGCUCUUAAUGCCCGCGAUGCUCUGGCUAAAAAGAUCUACUCCCACCUUUUUUCUUUCAUCGUGGGACGAAUUAACAAGGCCUUACAGUUCAGUGGCAAACAGCACACGUUUAUUGGGGUGCUGGAUAUCUAUGGAUUUGAAACUUUUGAUAUGAACAGCUUUGAACAGUUUUGCAUCAAUUAUGCAAAUGAGAAGCUGCAGCAGCAAUUUAACCUGCAUGUCUUUAAACUUGAACAAGAAGAAUACAUGAAGGAAAACAUCCCCUGGACUCUGAUUGACUUUUAUGACAACCAGCCUGUCAUUGAUCUCAUUGAAGCUAAAAUGGGCAUUUUAGAUCUAUUGGAUGAAGAGUGCCUGUUACCCCAAGGAACAGAUGAAAAUUGGCUCCAGAAAUUAUACAACAAUUUUAUAAACAAGAACCCUCUCUUUGAGAAACCAAGAAUGUCAAAUUCUUCUUUUAUAAUCCAACACUUUGCUGAUAAGGUAGAGUACAAAAGUGAAGGGUUUUUGGAAAAAAACAGAGACACGGUAUAUGAAGACUUGAUUGAAAUCUUGAAAAACAGCAAGUUUCAACUGUGUGCAAACUUUUUUCAAGACAAUCCCAUUCCUAUUUCACCAUUCAGCUCAUCCAUCCAAGUUAAAUCUGCAAAAAUAGUCAUCAAAUCACCAAAUAAACAGUUCCGUACCACAGUUGGCAAUAAGUUCCGCAGUUCCUUAUAUUUGUUAAUGGAGACACUCAACGCAACGACACCUCACUAUGUACGCUGCAUAAAGCCAAAUGAUCAGAAGUUAGCAUUUGAGUUUGAUGCCAAAAGAGUGGUCCAGCAGCUGCGAGCAUGUGGUGUUUUAGAAACAAUUCGGAUUAGUUCUCAAAGUUAUCCAUCCAGAUGGACUUACAUUGAGUUCUACAGCCGCUACAGCAUUCUCAUGUUUCAACACGAACUCUCUCUAACAGAUAAGAAACAGAUUUGCAAGAUUGUUUUACAGCGGUUGAUCCAGGAUCCAAGCCAGUAUCAGUUUGGCAGAACAAAAAUCUUCUUCAGAGCAGGGCAGGUUGCGUAUUUGGAAAAAUUACGGUCAGAUAAACUGAGGCAAGCGUGUAUCAUGAUCCAAAAGAACAUGCGAGGCUGGCUUCAGAGGAAAAAAUUCCUCCGUAUCCGACAAGCAGCGAUUACGAUACAGCAGUACAUCCGAGGGCAACGUACGGUGAGGCAAGCCAUAACUGCCGCUGCCUUGAAAGAAACCUGGGCAGCCAUUGUUAUCCAGAAACACUGCCGGGGAUAUUUAGUGCGCAGACUUUGCCAGCUCAUUCGUGUGGCUGCUUUGACCAUUCAAGCUUUCACCCGAGGAUUUCUGGCAAGGAAGAAAUACAGAAAGAUGGUGGAAGAACAGAAGGCAUUAGUCUUGCAAAAGUAUGCUCGAGCUUGGCUUGCGAGGCGCAGGUUCCAGAACAUCCGCCGUUUUGUGUUGAACAUUCAGCUUUCGUACCGAGUACAACGCUUGCAGAAAAAACUGGAAGACCAGAACAGGGAGAACAAUGCUCUCUUGGAAAGGUUGACUACUCUUGCUUCAAAUCACUCCAAUGAUGUGGAAACUAUUCAGAAGCUUCAGCUGGAUCUCGAAAAAUUAGCAACACAAAAGAAAACCUCUGAAGAAAAAGAGAAGACGCACAAGGAUGAAUAUGAACAGAGAGUUUCGAAACUUGAAAAUCACAACUUGGAGCUACAGCAACAGAAAAGACAUCUAGAAAAAGAGCUGCAAGAGAAAACUGAGGAAAUGAAAGAGAAAAUGGAUCACCUAACAAAACAACUUUUUGCUGAUGUUCAGAAAGAAGAAAGACAACGAAUAGUGCUAGAGAACAAUUUCCACAACCAGAAGCAAGACUAUGAAAGAAAGAUUGAGUUACUCAUGGAAGAAGUAAAAUCUCUCAAAAGUGAAAAUGAGCAGCUUCAGAAUCAAAUCCGGGAAGAACAACAAAUUCAGGGCAGCUUAAAAAUGGAGGUUGAAGCACUUGCACACCAAGCAAAGACAAUUCCUGAACUACAAAAAGAAAUUGAACUCAUUCAAAUGCAAAAAAUGGACGUGGAGAAGCAGCUGCAGUACCAGAAGCGUGAAAUGAGAGACAAAAUGUCAGAGAUUACAAUGCAACUUCAUGAGAGCUAUGACUUUGCAGAUGCAAGGAGCAGAUUGUCUACUGAAGAUUUGGGACAUUUAAAUGAAGACGGGGAACUCUGGUUUGCUUACGAAGGCUUGAAAAAGGCCACAAGAGUGUUAGAAAGCCAUUUCCAGUCUCAGAGAGAGAACUAUGAAAGAGAGAUAGAAGGCCUGAAUUCUAAAGUAGAGCAUCAUAGUCAAGAAAUAACCCACUUACAGAAGCUGUUCAGAGAAGAAAAUGACAUAAAUGACAGCAUCCGACUCCAAGUUGCAAGGCUAACCUCAGAAAACAUGAUGAUUCCCGAUCUUAAGCAGCAGAUUUCCGAGCUUCAGAAGCAGAAAAUGAACCUUGAAAACCAUCUUCAAGAAGAAACUGUAAGGAAUAAAGAGAAAAUAGAAGACAUGGAAAAUCUGUUGCGUCAAAACACCGAAAAGGAUGGAACACAAAGAAGAGUACAACAAGUCCAAAAUGAAAUGUACACUAAGGAAAAAGUGAAGCUGAGAGCCACUUUUCAGGAGACAAACAAUUACAUAGAUAACCAACUGGAAGGAGACAAUGAAACCAAGAGCAAAAUAUGGCAAGAUGUAGCCUAUCUCACCAUGGAAAAUACGGAUCUAGAGGAAGAGCUUGACAAGAAGGACAGAUUGAUAAAAAAGCUUCAGGAUCAGAUCAAGACACUCAGAAAGUCAAUGGAAAUAGCUAACGAAGCACCCAUGCCAUCCACGUCGAAAGAAUACAUUGGAAUGUUACAGUACAGGAGUGAAGAUGAAGCGAAAAUCAUUCAGAAUCUAAUUCUUGAACUGAAGCCCCGUGGAGUUGUGGUCAAUAUGAUCCCAGGCCUCCCGGCGCACAUCCUUUUCAUGUGCGUAAGAUACGCAGAUUACCUGAACGAUGAUGGCAUGCUGAAAUCUUUCAUGAACAUGACAGUCAAUGGCAUCAAGCAAGUAAUUAAGGAACAUGUUGAAGACUUUGAGAUGUUAUCAUUCUGGCUUUCAAAUACAUGCCACUUUCUCAACUGCCUCAAACAGUACAGCGGCGAAGAGGAAUUCAUGAAGCAUAACACUCCGGAACAAAACAAGAACAUUCUGAAGCACUUUGAUCUGUCAGAAUACAGGCAGGUUCUUAGUGACCUGGCCAUUAGGAUUUAUCAUCAAUUUAUUAUUGUUAUGGAGAACAACAUUCAGCAGAUGAUAGUGCCGGGAAUGCUGGAGUACGAAAGCCUCCAGGGGAUUUCAGGCUUAAAACCGACCGGAUUCCGCAAGCGCUCUUCUAGCAUCGACGACACGGAUGCUUACACCAUGACCUCCAUCCUGCAACAGCUCAGCUAUUUUUAUACCACCAUGUGCCAGAAUGGCUUGGACUCAGAGCUUCUAAAGCAGGCCGUGAAGCAGCUUUUCUAUCUGAUUGGCUCAGUCACCCUUAAUAGCCUCUUCCUACGCAAGGACAUGUGCUCUUGUCGAAAAGGGAUGCAGAUCAGGUGCAACAUCAGCUACCUGGAGGAAUGGCUGAAGGACAAGAACCUCCAGAGCAGCUCUGCCAAGGAGACCCUGGAGCCUCUUUCUCAAGCUGCUUGGCUCCUUCAAGUCAAAAAGACCACAGAUGACGAUGCCAGGGAGAUCUAUGAACGUUGUACAUCGCUUUCUGCUGUGCAGAUAGUGAAAAUUCUCAACUCCUACACUCCCAUUGAUGACUUUGAGAAAAGAGUCGCUCCAUCCUUUGUUCGCAAGGUGCAGGCCAUGCUGAGCAACAGAGAGAAUUCGGCACAAUUGAUGCUCGAUACGAAAUACCUCUUUCAAGUGACGUUUCCUUUCACCCUUUCGCCACAUGCUCUGGAAGCCAUACAGAUCCCCAGCAGUUUCAAACUUGGCUUUCUCACUAGAAUAUAGCAGGAAAGAAGGAAAUCGGUGCUUGGAGAGUAAAGGAGUAUCACACAACCAUGUCACUGUGUAGUAACAUUUGGUAGCAUAAGAACUAAUGCUGCAAAAACAUUUGGAGAUCAGGUUGUUGGAUGUAAAGAACUGCACAUUCUUUUUUUUCUUUUUUCUUUUUUUUGCAUCCAAAACUAAUAAAUCGUCACCUUCAUUUAAAAAAUGGGUCUCACUGGUGUUUCAUGUCCAGCAUUUAUUUUUAAAGUUUUAACUAUUACAUUUGACCCAGCCAUAGGUUUUUAAAUUCUUGUGUUUAUUGUCUACUUGUGAGUUAUAUUAAUUGUAUUGUUUAUUUUGUUUAUUGCUUGUUAUUUUAUUACUGCUUGUUGUUUUUGAUGUGUUGUUGGGCUUGGCCUCAUGUAAACCGCUCCGAGUCCCUUGGGGAGAUGGUGGCGGGGUAUAAAUAAAGUUUUAUGAUGAUGAUGAUGAUGAUGAUGAGUCCUCAGUGUUGAAACUAUGGCACUGGGCCUUUGGUGAUUCUCACGCUUUCAGUAAUGAAAGAUGAAUGCCUUCCUUCUUUGUAAUAUUUGUUAUCACUCUUUUGUACAUCUGCAUCACUGUGUAUAUAUAUAUAUUUAAAAGUAAGUCGUAUGAUAUAUUUAAUAAAUGGUCCAUGAAAAAACAAAUGGCUAUUAAACUGUGCCACAAUAUAUAUGUCAUGUAAUGUCAUGUCAAAUUAUCGUCACAUAGGUAACAAUAAUUAAGAUCUUCCCAAGAGGCCCUGCUCUCGGUCCCUCCACCUUCGCAGUCACGUCUGGUGGGAACGAGAGACAGGGCCUUCUCUGUGGUGGCCCCCCAGCUAUGGAACUCUUCCCGAAUGAAGUUAGGUCUGCCUCCUCCCUCCUGUCCUUCAGGAAGCAAUUGAAAUCCUGGCUUUGGAAUCAGGAAUGUACAAAGUGACGACGG
Anolis sagrei ordinatus is the source of this 6518-nucleotide messenger RNA. It is a transcript of the gene MYO5C, whose product is annotated as myosin VC. Gene Ontology annotation, biological process: vesicle transport along actin filament; actin filament organization. Gene Ontology annotation, cellular component: myosin complex; vesicle; cytoplasm. The record is from RefSeq and is a predicted model, not a curated record. Lineage: Eukaryota; Metazoa; Chordata; Lepidosauria; Squamata; Anolidae. Gene Ontology annotation, molecular function: actin filament binding; microfilament motor activity; ATP binding.